This is a messenger RNA of Sander lucioperca (pikeperch), 1687 nucleotides long. Its product is annotated as leucine-rich repeat-containing protein 3B. The transcript has 2 exons. NCBI's taxonomy places the organism in Eukaryota, Metazoa, Chordata, Actinopteri, Perciformes, Percidae. Bases 350 to 1513 code for a protein of 387 amino acids. Gene Ontology annotation, molecular function: protein binding. The record is from RefSeq and is a predicted model, not a curated record.
GAAGGAGUUCUUGCCACAGAUCUGGAUCAAAAGAAUUCUAACAUUCUUUUGUGAUUAAAUACAGAUCUAUAAAUAGUUCAAUGCCACCUCCGCCCUGCAAUCUAUCAAAUCUGUUCAGACCGUCUAAUUCUCAGCCAUGUGGCCCAGUUUGGCUUCAAUCUCUUAAAGCUCGCCUCUGUCCUAUAACCCCCUCCCACAAACACCCCGGCGCUGCCUAGUGAAUAAUUGACGCGUUCUCCCUUCCCUCUCGCCUCUCAUCUCUGUGUGUCUCUUUCCAUCACUCUGUCUCUUUGUGGUGUGGAUCCUCCGGGCUGUGACGACCUCCCCUCCCCUCGCCUCCAUCUUGUCCAUGUUUCCACCUGCCGCCCGGCUGCGUGUUGACGACCGCCAGCAGGUGAAAACAGACGGGGCGAACACGAAAGCAGCUGCCGAGAACUUUGGCGCCAUGAAGGAGUUCCUGUUUCUCGUCUUGGCGGUGACGGAAGCGUCCUCCAGGUCUCGCAGCAGCUGGUGUGAGCCAGGCUGCGACUGUCGAGGCGAUCUGAAGUUCACCAUCUGCUCUCGGGCGCUCUUCGCCCAGCUGCCCGCCAGAGUCCCCCCUAACACCGAGCUCCUGGACCUGUCUGACAACCAAAUCUCCGCCGUCCCCGAACACUCCUUCGCCAAAACCCGCAAGCUCCGAGUCCUGCUGCUGCAGAACAACAACAUCAGCGUGGUGGAGGACGCCGCCUUCUCCUACAUGGAGUUCCUUCAGAAACUGGAUCUGAGCUGGAACCGCAUCUCCGCGCUGACGGAGGGUUUCUCCGCCGGCCUGGCUGCCCUGAAGGAGCUGCAGCUCGCCCACAACCGCUUGACGAGCCUGGACAGCCGCAGCUUCCUGCACCUGGACGCCCUCCAACGGUUAAACCUGACCGCCAACGGCAUCCGCACCAUCCAGGUGCGAUCGUUCUCUGCCAUGAGCAGCCUGCGGCAGCUCCACCUCCGGGACAACCGGCUGACGUCGCUGCGGAGCGGGACGUUCUCCAUGCUGCGCUCCCUGGAGGUCCUCAACCUGGCCGGGAACCAGAUCGGCGAGAUAGAGACGGGCGUCUUCAGACCGCUCGCCAGCGUGACGCUGCUCAACCUGGCCCACAACCGGAUGUCCACCGUCGACUUCAAGGCGUUCCUCGCCAUCCACGCGUACAGCGCCCACAUCCUGCUGGAGGGGAACCCGUGGAACUGCGACUGCGACCUGCAAAGGGUUUUCCGGAAGCUGCGGAGCAUUCAGAGGCUCUUCCUGGACGACUACUACAACCUGACCUGCGCCGAGCCGGUGGUCCUCAGGGACUACCGGCUGACGGACGUGGACACGGAGCUGUGCCUCGCCGAGACGGUCACCGUGCUCGUCAUCACCGUCACCGUGGUGAUAACGGUGCUGGCCGCCAUGCUGAUGGGCGAGAGGAAGAGGAAGAAGGAGAAGAGGAGGAAGCACUGGACGCAGCAGGGACAGCUUUCGGACGAGUCGGACUACUGAUGCGAAUUCUUCUUUCUUUUGUUUCCUUCUCAGAUAUAUGAACGAAACGCAAUGUUCUUAUUUACGCAGCAAUAUUUCCAGCCAGCUGUUGUUCAGUGGUGGAAUGUAACUAAGUACAUUUACUCAAGGGCUGUACUUAAGUCCAAAUGUUGAGGUACUUGUACUUUACUUGAG